AUGACUCUAUCUAAUUUGAAAAUAUUCAUUCGGAUCGAGGACGAGACUCGGAUUCGCAUGAAGAAUGAGCUCAUCGUUAAGCAGAAGGCGACUACUAACAUUGUGGCUGCUAACUCUGAGAAAGGUAAUAAUUUAUCUUUCAACAAGAAGAAGCUCUUUAACAAAAGGAAGAACCAGAAUCCAAAGAACCUGAACGUUCAGAAGAAGGAGUUCAAGAAGAGCGGCAAAUGCUUCAAUUGUGGGAACAAUAUCUCUGAUUGGUGGUUAGAUACUGGUGCUACUUGUCAUGUUUGCUCCAAUAGAGAUUUGUUCUCUUCUUAUGCUGUUACCAAAAAGAACGUAUCAAUGGCUGAUCAUUCUGUGAUUCCUGUUCUUGGAACUAGGACUAUGGUACUAACUCUCUCUUUAGGAAAGACUCUCACAUUGAAGGAUGUGAAACAUGUUCUCUUAAUUGUCAAAAACUUAGUCUUUGGAAGCCUGCUAUGUGAUGCAGGUUCCUGGACCUUGGAACCAACUCCAUCAUUGAAGCUUGAGAUGCAGAAUUCUUUAAGGAUAAGUUUAUCAAAGAUAAAGGCUUAUUGCUCAAAAAUAUAG
This is a messenger RNA of Asparagus officinalis (garden asparagus), 594 nucleotides long. RefSeq lists its product as uncharacterized. Lineage: Eukaryota; Viridiplantae; Streptophyta; Magnoliopsida; Asparagales; Asparagaceae. The record is from RefSeq and is a predicted model, not a curated record. The transcript is spliced from 3 exons. Bases 1 to 594 code for a protein of 197 amino acids.